Molecule: messenger RNA, 2128 nt
Organism: Osmia bicornis bicornis
Lineage: Eukaryota; Metazoa; Arthropoda; Insecta; Hymenoptera; Megachilidae
Gene: Ate1
Product: arginyl-tRNA--protein transferase 1
Exons: 9
Coding region: 206-1903 (565 amino acids)
Biological process (GO): protein arginylation
Cellular component (GO): cytoplasm
Molecular function (GO): arginyl-tRNA--protein transferase activity
Source: RefSeq, a predicted model, not a curated record
AAUUGAAACAAGAUGGCAGUACACAAUGUCAUUUCCUGUUUAGUGGGUUAAAUUUGUAAAUACGUAGUGGUAUUGUUGGAGUGAUUAAUAUAGAAAGUUAUCUUUUAUUAACAAACAGUUCAGGCGAUUACACUUCGGUUUUCAAUGAUUACGUCAAUGUUAUUAACAUAAUAGUAGAAAAAGUAAAUAAAACAAAGGAAAAAAAAUGGCGAAACAGUCGUACAGUAUUGUUGAAUAUUAUGCUGAACAAGAGAAAUAUAGUUGUGGCUAUUGCAAAAGUCCUAAUACAAAUUUCAGUCAUGGUAUGGGAACACAUAUAUUGACCGUUCAAGAUUAUCAAAGUUUAAUAGAUAGAGGUUGGAGAAGAUGCGGUUCUUAUUGUUACAAGCCAACCAUGGAUCAAACGUGUUGCCCAAUGUAUACCAUCAGGUGUGAAGCAUUACAAUUUAAGAUUUCUAAGUCACAAAAGAAAGUCUUGAAAAGAAUGGCUAAGUUCUUAAGAAAUGAAUUGCAAAAAGAUGAUACUAUGGAUACUGGUGAAGAGGAUCACUGUGAUAAUAUAGAUAUUGGAGAAAUUCCUAAUCAUAGUAGACAUUUUCUAAGAGCACAAGAAAGUGCUUCUGAUAUGAAUGUGAAAUUUGUAAAUGAUGAAGUGAAUGCAAGAUUACAACCUACUGUAUUGGACAAGGAAAAAAAAGCUUGCGAUUUGGAAACUCAACAGAAAACUUCAGAAAGCAUACCUGUUACAUCGUCGAGUCAUAAAAAUGAGACCGAUGGAACAUCUCAAAGCUUACAGUCUGUAGAAAUGAAUGCUGCUAGACCGCCGUGCAUGAAAGCGAAAGCUUUACGUAAACAACGCAAACAAAAUAAAUUAUUGGCACAAGGAAAAACUCAAGAAGAAAUAGAUGCUAUGUUUAAAGAAAAUAAACAAGAAAACCAUACUAAAAGUUUAGAGAAAUUGUUUGAAGAAAUGUGUAAUGGAACUAAUAGAUUGCAGCUGAAACUAGUUAGAGUUUCGCCAAAGAGCCCUGGAUACAUAGAAACAUCAAAACAGUCUUAUGAAACAUAUAAAAAAUAUCAAACAACAAUUCACGGGGUUCCAGCAGAAAAGGUUGUAGAGAAGCAAUAUAUGAGAAUUCUUGUGGAAUCACCUUUACAGAUAAAAUUGGUGAGAACAAUGUCCGACGAAUUUAUUAGCACUCUUGAAGUAAGUGCAAAUGUUUAUAAAAAAUACCAAAUGAUUGUCCAUGGAGAUCCGCCAGAAGAAUUGGAUAUAGAAUCGUUUUUUAAUUUUAUUGUAAAAAGUCCUCUGCAGUCAUGGACACCAGAGAAUGGACCACCCGGUGGAUAUGGCUCUUUUCACGAACAAUACUGGUUAGAUAAUGAAUUAAUUGCUGUUGGAGUGAUAGAUAUUUUACCUUCUUGUGUCUCAAGUGUUUACUUCUUUUAUGAUCCAGCAUACUCGUUCCUCUCUCUUGGAACAUUUAGUUCUCUUCGAGAGGUUUAUUUAACGAGACAAUUAAAUAAAGUUGCGCCAGAUUUAAAAUAUUACUACAUGGGAUUUUAUAUACACUCUUGUCCCAAGAUGCGAUACAAAGCACGAAUGAGGCCGUCAAAAUUAUUGUGUCCUGAAACUUAUGGGUGGUUUGAUAUAGAACCUUGCCUACUGAAAUUAGAUAAGCAAAAAUAUUGCAGGUUGAACGAUGACAUUGAUGCUAUCGACGAAGAUGGUGUCGUCGAUGUUCGUAAGGUAUUAAUUUUGUAUCGUCGAGCUGCAAUGCCGUAUCAAAUAUAUAAAAGGCAAUCCCAACGUGUCAGACAAGAAGAAGAAAACGAAAUUAAAGAAUAUGCUAGUUUGGUUGGGAUGAAGUGCGCGCAAAGAUUGUUGCUUUAUCGCUGCUAGGCGGUAGGUCAGUGAAAGAUUUCAAUUUGUAUAUUUACUUUUACUUUUUUUUAAUAGAGAACAGUCGUUUAUUUUACGGAAAGACGAAGCACUGAAAAGUAUUGUUAUAAAAUGACAUUAACCAGUAAGUAAAAUUAAAAUUAAAAUUAGCAACUGCAAAUAAAGUAUUUGUGAUGAUAAAAUGUAUAGCGAAUUAAUAAAAUACUUUUCAAUUAACAAUGAAAA